AUGGGAAGUGUAUUGGAUGAGGGUGACACGGCCCUAGCAAGGUUUGACUUUUGUUUAGAUAUACAUGUCAAUCUUCCCAUGAGAGAAUUUUAUACAGAGAUGAAAGUUAUUGGGAGAACGCAUCACAAAAACCUUGUUCGUCUACUGGGUUAUUGCCAUGAUGGACCCAACAGGCUUUUGGUGUAUGAGUACAUGAGUAAUGGGUCGCUUGCAGAUAUACUCUUGACGCCUGAGACACAACCUUCUUGGGAUGAGAGAAUGGAAAUUGCUCGCAAUAUAGCAAGAGGACUUCUUUAUCUCCACGAAGAGUGUGAGCCACAAAUCAUUCAUUGCGAUAUAAAACCCCAGAACAUACUCAUGGAUGAAAAUAGACGCCCGAAAAUCUCUGACUUCGGACUCGCAAAGUUGCUGAAAGUAGAUCAAACCAAAACCUUUACCGACAUUAGAGGGACAAAAGGAUAUGUUGCCCCAGAAUGGCAUCGAAAAAUGCCCGUGACAGUCAAAGUAGAUGUGUACAGCUUUGGAAUUGUGCUGCUAGAGAUCAUAUGUUGUCGAAAAAGUGUGGACCAUAAUCUUCCAGAGGAAGAAGCUAUUCUUGAAGAAUGGGCAUACCAAUGCUUUGAGAGUGGUGAGCUUGGUAGACUAGUGAAUAAUGAAAAAGUUGACAAGAGACAAUUGGAGAGAAUUGCUAAAGUUGUAUUUUGGUGCAUUCUAGAUGAACCCUCACUCCGCCCUUCAAUGAAGAAAGUUCUACUCAUGUUGGAAGGGACUGUUGAUAUUCCGGUCCCUCCAAGUCAGACUUCUUUUCUAAGUACCCUCUGAAAUGUGUUGGAUAUUCCAAAUUUCCAAUUCCUGCGAAUUGUCUUCUAAAAUGUGUUUGAACUUGGAUUAGUCUAAAAAAAUAACUCUUGUCUAGCGACAUGUCUUAGAUACAAGUUGUGUGUGUUUUGUUACUUCGAAUGUAUAUUUGGGUAUCUGUCUAUCUCUA
Messenger RNA from Corylus avellana, 988 nucleotides. The record is from RefSeq and is a predicted model, not a curated record. Lineage: Eukaryota; Viridiplantae; Streptophyta; Magnoliopsida; Fagales; Betulaceae.